Phyllostomus discolor (pale spear-nosed bat) is the source of this 4787-nucleotide messenger RNA. RefSeq names its product cordon-bleu WH2 repeat protein (gene COBL). Bases 356 to 4381 code for a protein of 1341 amino acids. Gene Ontology annotation, biological process: actin filament network formation; actin filament polymerization. Gene Ontology annotation, cellular component: neuronal cell body; plasma membrane; perinuclear region of cytoplasm. NCBI's taxonomy places the organism in Eukaryota, Metazoa, Chordata, Mammalia, Chiroptera, Phyllostomidae. The transcript is spliced from 15 exons. The record is from RefSeq and is a predicted model, not a curated record. Gene Ontology annotation, molecular function: actin monomer binding.
CCUCCGCUCCACCCCGCCGCCGCCUCGCCGCCGCGCCUCGGGCCCCCACCGCCCCGAAGCAGCGCGCGCCCUCCCUGGGGCGGAGGUCCUGGGAGCCGGCCGGGCGGGGCGCUGCGGCGGGGGCGGCGCUCGGUGGGCGCGGCGGAGCCAGCCGGGCGGGGGUGCAGCGCACCUGGCUCACAGCCCCUCCCCGCGCGGCCCGGCCCCCGCCUGCCCCGAACGCCUCCAGCCCCCGCCUGGAGGCCCGCGGCUGUCCUCCGCUGGCGCGCGUGGGCGGACGAUGGGUCAGCGCGAAAAAAGUGAAUGAGGACGGCGGCCGCAGCGAGCGCCUGACUCGGCCCGGCCCGCCGGCUCCAUGGACGCGCCGUGCGCCUCGGCGGCCAAGCCCCCCACUGGGAGGAAGAUGAAGGCCCGUGCGCCCCCGCCCCCCGGGAAGCCGGCCACCCCGACGGCGCAGAGGGGACAGAGCCCCCAUCGCAGCGCGUCCCCCGCCCGCCCCCAGAACCUGCUGCACCUGCAGGAGAGCCUGCGCGACAGGGCGCUGGACCUGACCGUGGUGCUGCCCAGCGGGCUGGAGAAGAGGAGCGUGGUCAGCGGGAGCCACGCCAUGAUGGACCUCCUGGUGGAGCUGUGCCUGCAGAACCACCUGAACCCAUCCCACCACGCCCUCGAGAUCUGGGCUCCGGACUCCCAGCAGCCGUUGAGCUUCAAGCCAAACACGUUGGUGGGGACCCUGAAUGUGCACACCGUGUUCCUGAAGGAGAAGGUGCCUGAAGAGAAGGCGAAGCCCGGCCCGCCCAAGAUGCCCGAGAAGUCCGUGCGCCUGGUCGUGAACUACCUGCGGACGCAGAAGGCCGUGGUGCGCGUGAGCCCCGAGGUGCCGCUGCUCAGCAUCCUCCCCGUCAUCUGCGCCAAGUGCGACGUGCGCCCGGAGCACGUGGUGCUGCUCAGGGACAACGUGGCCGGGGAGGAGCUGGAGCUCUCCAAGUCCCUGAGCGAGCUGGGCAUCAAGGAGCUCUACGCCUGGGACAACAAGAGAGAACCCUUCAGGAAAGCGUCCCUUGGCAACGACGAGACAGAUAAGGAGAAGAAAAAGUUCCUCGGAUUCUUCAAAGUCAGUAAAAGGAGCCACAGCAACAAGGCGGAGCCCCCCGGGCUGGCGGGAGCCGACAGCGACGAGGACACCUCGCGGCCGGCGCCGGGCCGGGGCUCGAACGGCUGUCUGACCACGCCCAGCUCCCCGUCCGUGAACUCCCGCUCCGUCACGCUGGGCCCGUCCCUGUCGCUGAGCAACAUCUCGGGCGUGUCCGUCCGGUCGGACCUGAAGAAGCGCCGGGCCCCACCCCCUCCGGCCUCGCCCGGGGCGGCGCCGCCGGCGCAGGACAAGGCCUCGGAGAAGAUGUCGCUGGGGUCGCAGAUGGACCUGCAGAAGAAGAAGAGGCGGGCACCGGCGCCGCCGCCGCCCAGCCCCCUGGUGCCCCCGCGCACCGAGGGCCGAGAGGAGAACCGGAAGAGCACGACGGGUGUUGGACGGCAGGUGCCACAAAAGCCGCCCCGAGGCACUGCUCGGGGGCCCCCCCAGUUAGUGCUGCCCCCGCCCCCGCCCUACCCUCCUCCCGACACAGACGCGGCAGAGCCUCUCGGCCUCCCCGGGGAAGGCGCUGCUCCCGAGGCCUGCGAGCUGAGACCCACACUGAGCCUCCCCCUGGGGCCCGGCGGGCCCGGCGCCGUGGACAGGGUCCCGCCGGCCACCCCGGACGCCGAGGAGACGGUGUCGGUCGGCAGCUGCUUCGCCUCGGAGGACACGACGGAGGACUCGGGCGUGGUGAGCUCCCCCUCCGACAUCGCCUCGCUGGACUCCCAGCACGACAGCGCCAAGUCCAGAGAGAAGUGGGCCACCGACCAGGAGGACGGCAGCGACCAGGACCUGGCCGGGCCCCCCGAACCGGGCGCUGCGAAGAGCCCCACGUGGGAGAGGAAUGGCGCCGGGCCCUGGCAUUCGGGCACCGAGAACGCUGCUGCAGCCUCUGAUGAUGACAGAGACCUGCUCGUCGCCGCCAGGCGGCUGGAGCCGGCCCAGGCGGACCUGGACGAGGACCCAGAAGACGGGGAGGAGAACUACGAGACGGACACCAGCUCUCUCGCCGGCUCCGUGGACGGCACGUCCGGGCGUGGCACGCAGGACGCCGUGGGCCCCGACGCCGACCCCGACGCCAUCCCGGUGACCUUCAUCGGGGAGGUGGACGACCCUGUGGAGUCGGGGCUGUUUUCCAACAGGAACAACAACGCUGGGUCUUUCGACCGGGGGCGUGCAGCCGGCGGGCCGGCCCACCUGCCGCCGGCCCCAGCGGGGCCCCAGGAGCAGCGUGGGCAGCAGGGGGCGGGCGGGUCCGGUGCGGCUGCUCCUCCCCGAGACGCCGGGAGGGACGCCCGAGCGGCCUGGGCCGACACCUGCAGAGACUCACAUCCCGUCAAAGCGGAGCCCAGGGUGACUUCCCAGCUCCGCCAGCGCGCCCCCAGUGCGCAGGAGACCAUUGGGGAGCCCGGCUCUGCUCUCCGUGGGGGGGGACGGACCACCGAGGCCCUGAGCGCUCCUCCACGGAAGGAGAAGCACAGUGACGAGGAGAAGGACAUCUCGGUGCCUCCGUCGUGGUGUCAGCGAGGCCAGAACCCAGGGGGCAGUUUUGGAUUUAAAUACGGCCUCACAACGUAUAAAAUCGUCCCCCCGAAGUCCGAGAGGAGGUGCUAUGACAGGGGCGUGUCGCUCUCCACGGGCGCCAUCAAGAUCGACGAGCUAGGGAACCUGGUGACCCCCCACGUGAACGGGGGCAGGACCAUGGCACUGCCCUCGCCUGCUCUCGAGAAAGGCGCCCAGCCCCUGGGGGGCGUCCGAACACUCCUCCGGCGGGCCGGCUCCCUGGAGAGGCGCUCUGGCCGGCCCCUGGGGAGCCCGGCCCGGGGACCCCCUACCCCCACGGCCCCAGCGAAGGCUCCACAUCAGGACGGCGGGGGUGGGGCAGAGCCCAGUCCCCCGGACCCCACGGCACCGUCGCCCCAGCAGCCCCCUGCCCACCAGGGUGACAGCAGGCCGCUGCCCGAGGGGCCCAGCCGACCGCCCUCGACAGCCACGUGUCCCGUGAAGGUGCCAGCAGCUCACACCACCCAAGUCCCCUUCCUCAAGCCUCAGAGAAGGACGUCCAGUCAAUACGUGGCCUCGGCCAUCGCCAAGCGGAUGGGGACCCCACGGGCCCAUGCUGACACAGUGAGGAGGCGUGACGACACGGAGAAGACCUGGGCAGACGGGGGGCUGGAGCUGAGAGGGUGGCCUCGUGCCACAGGAGCGGACACCCCCCGCAGCCCAUGCCCAGAGCCGCAGGGACGCGAAGGGGAGGCCAGGUCGCCCUGCGGCCACCUGCCCUACACCAACGGGGAGGUGUCGGCAGGGGGGCAGGUCGGCAGCCCCCCCAGGAAGCCAUCUCCUCCGCCGGACUGUGCUGCCGGAACCGGAGGAGGCGCCCGUGUCCCUCUCGUCACGGCGGCCCAGAGGGACCGGGAUUCUGUGGGACCGAGCUAUGGUCCUGGCGGAACGGAGGGCGCGGGCAUCCCCAGGACCGGCUUGGCGCCGGACCCCAGACGCACCCCAGACGGCCCCGAGCGCCCACUCUCUGGCCCAGGAGGCGCUCAGGCUCCCGGCGGGCCCCUGGUGAACGGCUCCGGGUGGGUGCCCAGCCACGGCGAGCCUCCUCGCGCUCCCGGGACAGCUGGCCCGGACCGCCACGCCGCCCUCCAGCGGGGGGAGAGGCCCGAUGUGCCGUGCACGGACAUCGAGGACCCCGACAGCACGCCGCCCCCCACCGUCUUUGGGCCGAAGAAGAAGUUCAGGCCCGUGGUGCAGAGGCCAGCCCCCAAGGACACGUCCCUGCACAGCGCCCUCAUGGAGGCCAUCCACGCGGCGGGGGGCAAGGACAGGCUGCGCAAGACGGCGGAGCCCAGCGCAGAGGGAGGGCCCAGAAAGCCGUCCCACGUGGAGGCAGAGAGCGAGCACUCGGCCCUGCUGGCCGCCAUCCGGGGCCACCGCGGCGCCUGCAGCCUGCGCAAGGUGGCGUCCUGUGCCUCUGAGGAGCUCCGGAGCUUCCGUGAGGCCGCAAGCUCUGCGAGUGGGUCGGAAGCCUCGAGGCUGGAGGACCUGGCCAGCCGGCCCCCCGCUGCACUGCCGCCCCCACCUCCUCCAGCCACCCCAGCUCCCCCAGCAUCCAGGACGGCAACCAGGUCCAGCUCCAGUCCCCUCAGCAGCCCCGGGGACGCCAGGCAGGCCUUGAUGGACGCCAUCCGCUCCGGCACAGGGGCGGCCAGGCUGAGAAAGGUGCCCUUGCUCGUGUGACCGGCCGGGAGGACGACGGGACCGUGACAGGACCGCCCCUGCCGGACGCACACCGCCCCGGCUCCGGGAUGCCACGCAGCUGGAGCACCAGGACGUGGCGCGCUCCCUGCCCGCGGCCAGACCCCACCGCUGGUUUCCGGUCCCGCCCACGGUUCAGGGGGAGGCGCACGCGCUCGCUGCCCCGGCUGCGCGGCUCAUGUGCCAAGGAAACGUGUUAUUCUGCCUCUGUUUAAAGUUGCCAAUAAACGGUCCUCGUUGGCAGGCUGCUGGGAGUGCGGAGACUGGGGCCCGACAGACAGGACACUGGUGACCUUGCAGGGCCUCGGGCAAAUGACCAGGCCUCAGGCCUGCUGGGGGCCGCUGAGGCUCUGUCCAUGCGCCGCCGGGGGGCCAGCCCCACCCAGGU